GUUUUUGAUUGACUUUUGUGCGGGCUAGUCGAGUUUUGUUUCUAGCAAUGGGUAAAAGCUGGUUCAAUGGCACAACCAUACUGGUGGGAUUUUGCAGUGCUGCCUAUAUCCUUUUUUUCACAAUUGCCAUACUAACUUUAGUCAUGUGUUGAGAAUAACUUGUAUUCCAUUAUCUCCAAUGCCAAACCCUAAUUUCGGAAUGUAUAAUUUUUUAAGUUGUGGUUGACAAGAUGAAGCAUAUGGUUGGCUCCUAUCCGCCGAAGAAGGAGAUUCAGUUCUAUUUGACGCCCGCCGAGGAGGCACCUUCAGGCACAUUCUCCCGCGGCACCUACUCGGUCAGUUCGGUCUUCACGGAUGACGACAAGCACAUACACCUGGAGUGGGACUGGACCUUUGAGAUCAAAAAGGACUGGGCCUAAUUGGCACACCGAACAGCACACAACAAACACACACGACACACAACUUACAACAUACAUCAUACGCUUUUUGUUUUCCCUCAAACAUGCCUUGUAAAUGAGUUUAGUUUUGUUCCAAAAGUGUAAGCGAAUUUUUCCAAAAGUGUAAUUGAUCGU
Molecule: messenger RNA, 572 nt
Organism: Drosophila melanogaster (fruit fly)
Lineage: Eukaryota; Metazoa; Arthropoda; Insecta; Diptera; Drosophilidae
Exons: 2
Coding region: 48-152 (34 amino acids)
Source: RefSeq, marked reviewed